UAUCCUCAAACUAGUAAUCCUCCUACUUCCACCUCCCAAAUAGCUGGGAUUUUAGGAGUGAGCCACAAUGCCCAGCAGAAACAGGUCUUGGUGAGCCCAGGGAAGAAAGGGAGCAGAGCACGCUCAGAGUGAAGGACAAAGCCUGUCCAGUGUCCAGGUGCUAAGCCUGGCAGUGUCCCUGAGGCACACACACCAUCCUUCAUGUCACCAUUAUUAGACACUAGGGGGUAGACACCAGGGAGCCAUGUUUGAGGAACCCAGAAGCAAGGAGCCACUGAGCAUGUGCUCAGUGCUUCUACUUAAAGGUGCAGAGGGACAUUGUGGCUGUGAGUGGCCUUAAAUGUGACACUCAUGCCUUCACACUUCACUGAACAUUGAGCAGCCACCAGCCUCAGGAUCAGCUCAGGCUGCAUUUGUGCUGGAUGUGAGACCAGUCAGCAGGUGGACGGGCAGCUGUACUGAGGAUGGAGGAGAGCAGGGAGGCUGUGCACAAAGUCCUACCCUUGACUUCUCUGUGGGCUUGAGCAAGGACCACCCCACCUCAGGAUGAACCCUCCUUCAGGGCCAAGAGUCUCUCCAAGCCUGGUCCAGGAGCCUAGCUUUGUGGCCACCCCAGCCCCACCUAUCAGGUGGGGUAGCACCCAGAGCAACAUUUCCAACCUAGGCCAGCUUCUACCGGUCAGCUCCACGGCAGUUGGGGCUCAGGCUGCCCAGGUCCCAUUCCCCACAGUUGAUGUUCCAGACCACACACACUACACCCUGGGCACAGUGAUCCUGCUGGUUGGGCUCACUGGGACUUUGGGUAAUCUGACCGUCAUCUAUACCUUCUGCAGGUGCCUGCUGAUGGGACUGGACCCAGGGCACUGAGGCCGAGGCCUGCGGACCCCCGCCAACAUGUUCAUUAUCAACCUCGCGGCCAGUGACUUCCUCAUGUCCUUCACCCAGGCGCCCGUCUUCUUUGUCAGCAGCCUCUACAAGCAAUGGCUCUUUGGGGAGACAGGCUGUGAGUUCUAUGCCUUCUGUGGGGCUCUCUUUGGCAUCACCUCCAUGAUCACCCUGAUGGUCAUCGCCCUGGACCGAUACCUAGUGAUCACUCGCCCUCUGGCCACCAUUGGGGUGUCAUCCAAGAGACGGACAGCGCUUGUCCUGCUGGGAGUCUGGCUUUAUGCCCUGGCGUGGAGUCUACCACCCUUCUUUGGCUGGAGUGCCUAUGUGCCCGAGGGGCUGCUGACAUCCUGUUCCUGGGACUACAUGACCUUUACGCCCCCAGUGCGCGCCUACACCAUGCUGCUCUUCUGCUUUGUGUUCUUCUUCCCCCUGCUCAUCAUUGUCUACUGCUACAUCUUCAUUUUCAGGACCAUCCGGGAGACACGCCGGGCCUGUGAGGGCUGCAAUGAGUCCCCACUGCAGUGGCGGCAGUGGCGGCGGCUGCAGAGUGAGUGGAAGAUGGCCAAGAUCUCACUACUGAUCAUCCUCCUCUUCGUGCUCUCCUGGGCCCCUUACUCCACUGUUGCACUGGUGGCCUUUGCUGGGUACGCACACAUCCUGACACCCUGCAUGAGCUCAGUGCCAGCUGUCAUCGCCAAGGCUUCUGCCAUCCACAACCCCAUCGUUUAUGCCAUCACCCACCCCAAAUACAGGGUGGCCAUUGCCCAGCAUCUGCCCUGCUUGGGGGUCCUGCUGGGUGUGUCACGCCAGCACAGCCGCCCCUCCCUCAGCUAUCGCUCUACCCAUCACUCCACACUGAGCAGCCAGGCCUCAGACCUCAGCUGGAUCUCUGGACGGAGGCGCCAGGAGUCCUUGGGCUCUGAAAGCAAGGUGGGAUGGACAGAGACGAUGGCAACAGCUUCAUGGGAGGCUGCUCAGCCAGUGAGUGGACAAUCCCCAUCCUGUCAGGGCCUGGAGGACUGGGAAGUCAAGGACCCUCCCAGACCUGAGGGACAGGAAGCCAAGACUCCCGGGAAGGUGAUUGGGCCCAGAACCUGCCAAUCUGUAAAGAGCCCAGGAACAGGGUCAAGUAGCCCCAGGGAGUGGCCAGGAAGGGGAGGGGUUUGCUUUAUUGGGCAGGCCCAGUGUUCUCUGGGAAUCACCCCCUCUCCUCUCUCUUGCCUGCCUGGGUGUCUCUGUGACUCUAAGAAGUCCUAGGCAGGGCCUGAGUGUGGUCUGUUACCACGCUGGGUGUGUCUGUGUGUGACGGUGUAACCAUGCACGCAUGUAGCAGGCAAUGCUGUUAGCUGUGUUGUGCCACGAUGGAUGUGUAUACGUGUGUGUGUCCAUGAGGGAGGAGACCAUAAGUAAUGCAUGUGAGUGACCAUGUGCCUGGCAUUUGCUGUCAUUGUGACACCCCAGGACACAUGACCAAGUGUGCCCUGCGUGUCUGCUCUGUGCUGUAUGUGACUGACUGUGGAUGAUGUACACCUCUCUGUGUGAUUUCAAUGCUGGAUAAACCUGGGGGAGGGGCUGCAAGCUACGUGUGUGCUCACCAAGAAUGCCCUGAGACCAGGAUGUCACGCAGAAUACUUGUGGCUAUUAAAAGAAGGCCAGCUGUCAGCCCAAGUGCCUAUGGAACGGAAUGUUGAUGGUGAUUAGAGAAGGGCCAUAUUCUGGAACACUGCAAAUGUCGUGAGCACAGGCACCCAGGCAGCCUCUCCCC
Messenger RNA from Castor canadensis (American beaver), 2653 nucleotides. Lineage: Eukaryota; Metazoa; Chordata; Mammalia; Rodentia; Castoridae. The record is from RefSeq and is a predicted model, not a curated record.